AUGACUGGAACAACUCAUGGCUUUGUCGAGCAAAUACCAAUGCCAGACGUCUUGCAGGAGUGCUACAAAUACCAAACAAAGAACAUAGAUUACACUGAGAAACCCUCUCAGGAAAUCAACAUGCUUUGUAUCACAAAAUACCUCUACCAGACUGCACAUCUUCGGCCACAACGACAGGUGACCAACCAAACAAUCGCCUAUGUCGGAGAACUAAUGCGAAAGGUCAUUAGUAAACAUGAGAAAAAAGGUCAUAGGUCAAAAAGACAAGGUUUCCCAGGCGCAAGUAUUAUGGGUGUAAGAAGAGAAAUCAGAACUCUGUCACGUCGGGAAUGGGAAACCUUCGUGUUUAGACUUAACCAGCUGCAACAACCAAUUUUGACCCCGGGACAGCCCCCAUUUGUGCCGUACUACGCUAUUGCUGAAAUGCACCUGCCCCCUGCGAUCAUACAGGCAGCUCACAAUGGCCCUAGCUUCCUCGGCUGGCACAGGAUCUACCUGCUCUUAUUGGAGGAGGCUUUGGGUAUGCCAAUACCUUACUGGGAUAGUCGGCUUGACUUCAGAAUGCCCCAACCUACAGACUCCGUCAUAUGGACACCAGAGUUCUUUGGAGAAGGGUUUGGAAGUGUCGCGUCAGGCCCGUUUGGAGGUUGGCCGAGGAUCCCCACACCUGAUCGUGUCCCUCUUGUCCGUAACAUAGGAAAUGAUGGAUCUUUGGUCAGCGAUAGUGCCGUCAAUGCUAUAAUGUCAGCCUACAGUCACUUUGAUGUCUCAGAACCCGCCCCACUACCCCAGAUGACCUUUGAAGCUAUUCACAACGCCGUCCAUGUUUGGAUUGACGGUCAAAUGUCGGGAAUUUCCACUUCGCCACAGGAUCCUAUUUUCUUUAUGCACCAUGCGUUUAUUGAUUAUCUUUGGAGCAUGUUUAGAAACAUUCUACGGAAUUCCGGUGUAAAUCCAGAAAACGACUACCCGCGAAAAGGUAAUCGGAUGCAUGCCCCUCUGUCACAAAUGAUUCCAUUCAGCUUGUUAAAUAUUCAGGGCUUCCGAAACGACAUUGAGUCCCCAUAUGCACCUUCCCCUACCUGCCCAGAAUGCGGUGGCAGUCCGUACCUGCAGUGUGUGCCUCCUGGAUAUUGUGUGUCAGUCAGGGGGUUUGCUCCUGGAUUCACCAGCACACCAGGUGCACGUGGGUCAAGGCCAGUUCCAGUCAGAGAGAGGUUUGAAACAGGCUUACGCGAUCCCCGUACUCGUGGAGAUGCGUCAAUGACCACCAUUCCAGUCCGUAGACGUCGAAGUGUUCAGGAAACAACAAACACGACAACUCAUUUUUCAAAUGAUGCAUCACAAAUGAACAACCCAUACCAAAAUACAUUCGUCAUAGAUGGAAUCAGUGACGUCAGCAAAUGGUCCUUUGUUCCUGUUAGGAUCAUAUUUGAAAGACCACCUGAAGCUAAAUUUGAAUCAUUCAUAAUGAAAGACGGAAAGUUAGUAAAUAGUACUGAUAUGUUCUCCCCAGCAAAGUACAACACAUUCAAAGUAGAAAUAAAACAGAAAGUCCCUGCAACUUAUUCAAAGUGCCACAUAUCCGGUUCGGGUGCUUCAAAGGUUUUUGUGCAAACGGACGGUAUAGACUAUUCAGGGAGGUAUAAGGAUUAUGCAGUGGUCGAUGAACGGCUACCUAUUUCUUCCUCUAUGGCUUAUGUUGGAGUAAAGAAACCAGAAAAUGGCGCAGCUAAAUUUUACAUGACAGCAUAUGACUCGUGUGGCAGGGUGUGUACACCUAGAUGUCUAGUGAAUGGCAGGUAUCAGGAAUGUUCAGGAGCUUUUCAGAUCUCAACAGCGUUUCCAAAAAUGUAUGGGAGAACUUAUGAAGAAGCCGUACAAACAGUUUGGACAAUUGGGGAUCAACUCCUCGCGGAGGCUCAUGGUGCCGAGAUCCCGAUAGCAUUUAUUUGUAAAAUCAAAAAACAGUGGCCAUGGCGAUCGUAGUAGGGGCUUGCAUUAAAUGGCUAGUAUUAAAAAAUUAAACGAGAA
Molecule: messenger RNA, 2034 nt
Organism: Pecten maximus
Lineage: Eukaryota; Metazoa; Mollusca; Bivalvia; Pectinida; Pectinidae
Product: tyrosinase-like protein 1
Exons: 3
Coding region: 1-1989 (662 amino acids)
Molecular function (GO): oxidoreductase activity
Source: RefSeq, a predicted model, not a curated record